Chlorella variabilis is the source of this 3753-nucleotide messenger RNA. RefSeq lists its product as hypothetical. Lineage: Eukaryota; Viridiplantae; Chlorophyta; Trebouxiophyceae; Chlorellales; Chlorellaceae. The record is from RefSeq and is a predicted model, not a curated record. Gene Ontology annotation, cellular component: exocyst. Gene Ontology annotation, biological process: exocytosis; Golgi to plasma membrane transport. The transcript has 10 exons. Bases 1 to 3753 code for a protein of 1250 amino acids.
AUGUCUGGGGGCCUGCAGUACCGCAAGUCGGCGUCGUUUGGCGGCGCCAGGGCCAAGGCUGCCGUUGACUGGGAGGCGUUUGAUGAGGCGCUGGCCCGGGUGGACCCCUGCUUCUCCGACCCUCGCUUCGACUCGCUCAAGCAUGUGCUGACGGUGCUGAGCAGCAACAAUGCGGAGCAGGAGGUGGAGGAGCUGCGGGAGCAGCGUGCGGCCAUCGAGGAGCUGGUGGAUGCUGUGGUGGAGGGCUACCACGCCGGCUUCAACAAAUCCAUCCACAACUACUCCCAGAUACUGCGCCUCUUCACAGAGUCCAAGAUGCAGCUGGACUCGCUGCGUCGGUCUCUGGAGUCUGCCCGGCGGCGGCUGGGGGCGCAGUCCCGCCACAUGGUGGCGCAGUACCAGCGGGACCUCAUGCUGACAGACACGCUGCGCCUGCUGGACGACAUACAGGGGUGCCUGGAUGUGCCCGCCAGGGUGGCGCGCCUGGAGGAGAGCAAGGAGUGGCCCAUGGCUGUGUCGCUGCUGCUGGAUGGCUGCAACAAGCUCGCCCGCCAGGAGUUGCAGGCUGUGGGGGCGCUGGGGGAGGUGGGCGAGGAGAUGGGGCGGCGGCGCACCGCCCUGCAGGCCAGCCUGGUGGCUGAGCUGGAGGGCAGGGCGUACCGCCUGGAUGGGGUGGGACAGGGGCCAGGGCCCGGCCCCCGCGGCGGCGCAGACGGCGGCAGCCUGCUGGCGGCGGGCGGCGGGGAGGUGGGCGGCGGCGGGGUGCCGCGCCUGGCGCUGCCGCCCUUCCACCGGCACGGCAGCAGCCAGGAGGGCGAGUUUGCCAGCGCUGCGGGCAACCUGAGCGCGCGGGGGCUGCCUCCACGCCCGCCAGGCGGCGGGCCGCUGGGCAGGGCGCCCAGCUGGGGGCGGGACGGCGGGGCCGCAGCCUCCGCCUCGGCGGCGGCCGCGGGCGACCAGCUGGCCAGUGUGGCCAGCCUGCCGCGGCGGGCCACGCACCGGCGGGCGCAGACGCUGGGAGGCCUCAUGCCUGCGGCCUCGGGGCUGACCGCUGUGGAUGGGCACCUGGUGGAGACGGAGCUGCCGCUGUCGGCGCUGGUGGACUGCGUGGCUCAGCUGGGCGGCCUGCAUGACGCGCAGCAGGCGGUGCGGCGCCACAUGCCGCGCCAGCUGCGCGCCGUUAUCGCCCGCGCCCUCGACUCCUUCCCGCCCUCCCACCGCCUGCCCCCGGAUGAGCAUGCGCGGCAGCAGCGGCGGCAGCAGCAGCAGGAGGCGCAGGGCGGCGGCGGCGGCGGCGACGACAUCUCUGUGCCGCCGGCGGUGGCGGCGGUGGCGGCGGCCCUGUUGGAGCACGUGCUCGCCUGCUGCAUGCAGGUCUUCCAGCAAGUGACCCGGCUGCUGCAGAUGCUGUCUGUGGCACGUGUGCCCAAGGCCUCCUCGGGCCUGGAGCUCCUGCUGCGCCAGCACCACCAGCGCCAGCUGCAGCAGGCCGCGGCGGCCCAGCCGCCUGGCGCCGACCCGGUGGCAGCGGCGGCGGCGGCGGCGCCCGCGGGCCCCCCGGGAGCGGAGGCCGCCCAAGCCGAGGUGGCGGCGGCCUGGGAGUGCAUGCAGGUGGAGUGCCAGCGGCUGCUGGCGUGCCUGCUGGACGCGCCGGCGCCGACGCAGCAGGCGCAGCGCGGCGACGAGGCGGCGGGCGAUGUGCCGCUGGCGGGCUGGCUGGCGUCUGUGGGGAGCGAGCUGGAGGCGGCCUCGCCUGCAGCCUCUGCCACAGAGGCAGGCACCCUGUCCUUUUCUCUGGAACACGAAGUGGGGGGGCUGCUGGCGCGCUCGCCAGAUGCGGCGGGCGGCGGCGGCGGCGACGGCGGCGGGGCUGGCGGCGGCGGCGAUGGCGGGGACCUGCGGGACCGCAUCCGCGCCAUCCUGGGGGGCCACCCGGGCGGUCCCGCCCUGGUUGCCAGCCUGUACCGUCCUGUACUGGCAUUCGCCGAGGCAGCAGAGCGCCACGUCAGCGGCCUGGCGGGCGCCGGCGCCGAGCCGGGCGGACGCAUGGCGGCGCUGCUCAGCAUGCCGUGGCGCGGCGGCGCUGAGGUGGCGCCCGCGGAGCGCUGCCUGCUCAGAAGCUACACAGAGAGCUUCCUGCGCAUGGAGUUCCUGCCUGCAGUUUACGUCAGCGCCAGGGCGCGGUGCACCUCUGCGCUGGAGGACGGCGACGCGUUCAAGCCGCGCAGCCGCCUGCGCGCGCCGUACCAGGCUGGGGCGGGCGGCGAGGGGCGGCCCGUGCUGCCUGCCGCGCUGGCCGCCGAGCGCAUGGUGGAGGAGCUGCUGGGGUGGGCGGCGCAGGUGCCACCCUUUGCCACACAUCUCACGGGCGUGGUGGAGAAUGUGCUGGGGCGGGUGGUGGACGCGUGUGAGGCGCACAUGACGGCGCUGCUGGGCGGCAGCGCCGCGGGGCGGCUGGCCGAGAGCCUGCCGGUGGUGCAGCUGAUGGCAAAGGAGCCGGCGGCGGCGCUGCUGGGCUCGCCGGUGGCUUUCUUCGUGGGCAGGAACACGGAGGCCAUGGAGGCCUUUGUGUCCUCGGUCAUCGCGGCCGGCUUUGGCGCGAACGACGAGGGCGUGGAGUGCGACAUACUGCGGCGCCUGCUGGGGGAGCGGCCCGUGGCGGCAGGCGCGCUGCUGUCGGGCGGCGGCGACGUGGCGCGCCUCGCCAGCCUGGCGGCGCUCAGCGACAGCCUGGACUAUGUGGCCGAGGUGAUCCUCCGCUGCACCGCCCCGGGUGGCAGCGGCGGCGGCAGAGCGGACGGCGGCAUGGCGGGACCCAGCCUGCUGGCCACGCGGCACAUCGACCGGCUCAGCACCGAAGGCAGCAGCACCGGCGGCGGCAGCGGGGCGGCCACCCCGCUGGCGGGCGAGCCGUCGGCGGCGCAGGCGGGAGGUGGCGGCGGUCCCGCCGCCUCGGGGCCCAGCUGGCAGCAGCAGCUGCUGGGCGGCCGAUUCAAGACGUGGCGCAAGGCGGGGGGCGGCGAGGCGGGGGCUCUGACCGAGGGCCUCAGCCACCUGUGCGACCGCUACCGGGCGCUGGCGGGGCAGUGCGUGCGCGCGCUGCGCCUCGACCUGCUGCUGCUGGUGCUGCACCACCUGCAGCAGCUGCCCAGGUCGUCGUAUGUGUGCCGGGCGGAGGAGGAGGCGCGGGAGGUGGAUGAGUGCGUGGCGGCGCUGGCCAGGCUGGUGGGGCGGCUGGAUGAGGGGCUGGAGCCGUACCUUGCGCCCCACAAGCGCGCCUAUGUGUUUGGCUCUCUGGCCUCCGCCGCCGCCCGCAUGGUGGUCUGGCUGCUGCCCGACAUCCGCGGCCUCAACCACCUGGGGGUGCACCGCAUGUGCCGCAUGCUGGCCAGCCUGCAGCCCGCGCUGUGCGGGGUGGGCGGCGGCGGCGGCGCCGCCGGCCCCGCUGCCACCUUCCGCCCGGACGCCGCCCGCCAGUUCGACCGCGCCAAGCUGUACUACACGCUGCUGACGUACAGCGCGGAGGGGCUGGUGGCCACGGUGGCGGAGCGGCCGCACCGCUUCAGCGCGGCAGAGUACCUGGCGCUGCUGGCGGCUGACGUGGCGGAGCGCCCCGUCACGCCCGACCACCGCGCCGCGCUGCACCGCGUGCUCACCGACGCCGGGCGCCUGGCCAAGCCCACCUCCAAGGCCAACGCCGCGCUGCAGGGCGCCAUCGCCAAGGCGGUGAAGGCCAUCAAGCUUGACCAGUAG